Magallana angulata is the source of this 1335-nucleotide messenger RNA. Its product is annotated as ficolin-2-like. Bases 1 to 954 code for a protein of 317 amino acids. The transcript is spliced from 7 exons. The record is from RefSeq and is a predicted model, not a curated record. NCBI's taxonomy places the organism in Eukaryota, Metazoa, Mollusca, Bivalvia, Ostreida, Ostreidae.
AUGACCGAGUGGUUAGAAAGGUGGCCGCUCACUGCUAAAAACUCUAGAUAUAUUCCAGGAAGUAAGACGGAGGAUAUCCUGCUUGACGACAAGAAGUCCGUGACUUGGUGCGCCGUCCAAUGUCUGGGAUCCCCCAGCUGUCUGGCCAUGGACGUCUGUUACCUCCACACCUCCACUCGAUGCCGGAUGUGGAGUGCUCCACCGGGAGAGGAUUCCACCAACAAGCCGAACUGUCGCCGCUUCUUAACAGCACAAACACAGAAUCCACCAGCGGACCAAGAUACAACGGCUCAAGAAACAACUUCAGCCGCCAUCGAGUGUACAAACGGCUGUUCCUGCUCUGCCAUUACUGACCAAUUUUCCGCGGGAAAGCAACUUUACUCUGUCACUCUAAACGGAGACUCGACCACUUACGCCUGCAAACAAGGAGCUGAUGGGAGAAUUUGGACCACCAUUCAGCGCAGAACAGAUGGUUCGGAGAAUUUUCAUGGAAAACUUUGGAUGGAUUACGAGAAGGGGUUUGGAUCGAUUUCCAACGAGUUCUGGAUAGGUUUGGGUGAGAUUCACCGCUUGACGUCACUAGGACUGACCGUGCUAAGGAUACAGUUGGAGUUCUCUGACAACACCGUACAGUACGCCAAGUACUCAAACUUUACCGUGGGAGGACCAGACUCCAACUACCGACUGCACAUCGGGGGGUACAGUGGAGACGCUGGGGACAAUAUAAUUUUGCCGGACCCCGGAGUCAAUCUGAACGGUAUGAUGUUUACGACAGUGGAUAAGGACAACGACCUCUAUAACGCGGACAACUGCGCCGUUAGCAUCAAAGGGGCCUGGUGGUUCAACAACUGUGGGUAUUCCAAUCUGAAUGGGAUGUACUCCGACUCAAAGUUUGCAUGGGGAUUCAAUGUUCUUAAGUUAACUAAAACUCUUAUGUUAAUUCGAUCUCCGUGAGACUUUGAGGCUCUGAAAAUCCACAUAAACUAAUGUUCUAUUUUCGUUUUUGUAUAACGAUAUUGAUACUAUGGGAGGGUCAUACCCAUACACAUCGUAACCCUACUUUACAUAUAUUCUUUUGAGGGAUAGUUCAUUAAGGAUAGGAGUAGCUGUCCAACAUUGCUUAAUAUCUUUUCGGAAAUAAAGUCAAUAGUAUUUUUCCUGAGCAACUUCUCCCAACUGUUAUUCUAGAAACUAACUAGCAUUGCCUCAUACAUGUAACUACUUCUUUUGGGUAGUGACAGUUUGUCUUACAAUACAAACUGCUUUAUUUUUUCAGCAGUUCAAAACUUUAUUAAAGAGUCUGGAAGAUUUAAUAAUUUUUUUCUUGUUUUUGCU